ACACUCCGAAUUUCGCAACCAGCAUCGUUGAAACGUUGAUUGUGUUUGUGUUCGAAAUACAUCGCGGUGCGACGAUUGAACUCAACAUGAUCCGGCAUGGUGCUGCUGUUGUGAACAUUGAAAUCAUUCGUUUGUUAAGAAUUUGCUCGUGCACAAGACACAGCUCAACGCGCUCAAAUAAUUACGCAGCAACUAAAAUCAAUUUGUGAUUGGCUUGGUUUUUUCGUUCGUCAUAAAAAAUGGCACGCUCACAGAAAAAGUCGAAAGGAAAGUCGCCAGUGAAGAAGGUUGUUUCCAGCAGCCAUUCGGCGAAGAAAAACAUAACGAAGAAAAAGUCCAAGAUCAACGAUUCGAACUUCAAGUACUAUAUUCACAAGGUCUUGAAGAGUGUUCAUCGCGACAUCAGCAUCGGCAAAAAGGGUAUGGCCAUCAUGAAUGACUUCAUGAUCGAUGUGUUCCAACGAAUUGCUAUUGCGGCAUCCGAUUUGGCCAAAAUCGACCAAAAACACCGAGGCGGCUCCCGAUUGACUGGCAAAGCGGUAGUAACGAUCACCAGCCGUCACAUCCAGACAGCCACCCGAUUGGAAUUGCCAGGUGAAUUGGCGGUACAUGCCGUGAACGAAGGUACCCGAGCCGUACAAAAGUACCUCGACAGCAAGAGCAAUGAAUAAACGCCUUACUUUGUUCACACGAUUCAAUUUCAUCAUCAACAUGCGAGUGAAAUUAAUCGCAAAAGUAACAUCGUUUUCACAACAUCACUUUUCGUACUCGUUAUAACGUCAAAAUGUUUUCGUUACAUUCAAAAAAGAGCAUAUUUGUUUUCGCGUAGAUCGUAAUUUGUUUUCCGUUAAAGAAAAUUCUAAAUAUACCAUUCGUUGAUUAAAUAUUAUUCGUUGUUACCAAACAAUCAAAUAUUCAAGAAGAAAAAUAGAUUCAGAACAGUUGUUUUGUGAAUCAUCAAAUGAUUUAAUAAAGAACAACAAGAAA
Sitodiplosis mosellana (orange wheat blossom midge) is the source of this 987-nucleotide messenger RNA. Its product is annotated as late histone H2B.L4-like. Gene Ontology annotation, cellular component: nucleosome. The coding region runs from base 240 to 671 and encodes 143 amino acids. The transcript has 3 exons. Gene Ontology annotation, molecular function: structural constituent of chromatin; DNA binding; protein heterodimerization activity. The record is from RefSeq and is a predicted model, not a curated record. NCBI's taxonomy places the organism in Eukaryota, Metazoa, Arthropoda, Insecta, Diptera, Cecidomyiidae.